AUAUUAAUUUCAAUUUUUACGGUGUUGGGACAAUUUUCUGUAGUUUUGGGGCUUCCCUCCAAGCAAAACGAGCAUGAGAAGGAAAAGGAACCCCCUGCUACUGCAUUGCGGAGGUUAUUUACAUGUCAAUAUCCAAUGCAAAAGUACUAUCCUUCUUCCCAUAAACCAUCUUCAAACUUUAAUGGGUAAACAUGCACUGCCAUUGCGUAGAUUAUUCCAUGCACUGACAGCAAACCAUAAAUUUUCAUUUUUACCUUCAGAUGCUAUAGAAAAUUAUCCCAACCUCUCCUCAUGCAAAGACCUAUACUCUCUCCUUCAAGUUCAUGCCCGCUUGAUAGUCUCAGGUCGUCAAGAAGACCAUUCUACGAAUACCCAUCUUGUCAAGUCUUACCUUUCGUUUAAAAAAUGCGACUCUGCUCGUUUCUUGUUUGAUUCUUUGCCAAACCCAAGUGUUAGGUUAUACAACUCUAUGAUACGAGCUCAUGCAAGUGUGAAAAAUCACCAAGGAGCUAUUCAAUUGUAUCAUUGCAUGUUAGGCAAACACUUGGAGCCAGAUAAGUAUACGUUUACGUUUGUUCUGAAAGCUUGCACUGGUGCAUUAGAGUUUAAAGAGGGCGUUUUGGUUCAUCGGGAUAUAGUACUUAGAGGGCUAGAGUGUGAUGUUUUUAUUGGGACUGCUCUUGUUGACAUGUACUGUAAAAUGGGUGAUUUACAAUUGGCAAGAGAAGUAUUCGAUAAAAUGCCCAAGAAAGAUGUUAUAACGUGGAAUGCAAUGAUUUUGGGCUUGUCGCAGAGUGUAAAUCCUAAAGAAGCACUGGGUUUUUUUUGGAAUAUGCAGUUGUGUGGUAUGGAGCCUGAUCUAAUAAGCAUUGUGAAUUUGGUCCCAGCUGUUUCGAGUUUGGGUGAUAUCGAUGCUUGUAGGUCCAUACAUGGUUAUGUGAUUAGGAGGGGUUUUGAUGCAGUUGUUUCGAAUGGGUUAAUUGAUAUGUACUCUAAGUGUGGGGACAUUGAUAUGGCUAGUCAUGUCUUCAAACAAAUGCAAGACAGAGAUGAUAUUUCAUGGAGAACAAUGAUGGCAGGUUAUGCACAUAACGAGUGCUUCUUUGAGGUUUUGGAUUUAUUUGAUUCCAUGAAGAGAGAGAAUGUUAGGUUGAAUUACAUAUCAGUUGUAAAUGCUCUUUCGGCUGCUGCAGAGAUGAGAGAUUUAAGGAGAGGGCAAGAAAUUCAAGAUUAUGCUAGACAACAACGAAUUGACUCAGAUGUCUUUGUUGCUACUGCUAUGAUGACUAUGUAUGCAAAAUGUGGAGAACCAGAGGCGGCUAAAUCUCUGCUUCGAGAGCUUAAGGUAAGGGAUUUGGUUGCUUGGUCAGCAAUCAUAGCUGCUCUUGUUCAAUCAGGGCAUCCUGAAGAUGCACUGUCAUUAUUUCGGGAUAUGCAGAAUGAUUGUUUGAAAGCAAACAAUGUUACCGUCAUGAGCUCACUUUCAGCUUGUGCAGAAGCACAGUCCCCAAGAUUAGGUAAAAGCUUGCAUUGUUAUGCUGUUAAAACCCAUAUUGACUCAGAUAUCUCACUUGCAACAGCCUUAGUUUCCAUGUAUGCUAAAUGUGGAUUCUUUGCUUGUGCAUUGACUAUAUUCAAUAGAAUGCCAUGUAAAGAUAUUGUGCUGUGGAAUGCUUUGAUAAAUGGGUACACCCAGAAUGGUGACCCUUAUCAUGCAAUGGAGAUUUUCCAGAAAGUGCAGUCAUCCGAAAUAUGCCCAGACUCAGGAACGAUGGUUGCUUUGCUUUCAGCAUGUGUCCUUUUAGAUGACCAAAACCAGGGAUCCUGCAUCCACGGAAAAAUUAUUAAGUAUGGGUUUGAAUCUGAAUGCCAUGUAAAAAAUGCGCUCAUUGACAUGUAUGCCAAAUGUGGAAGCCUUUCAACUGCCAAAUUAUUGUUCAAUGGAACUGACUUUAAAAAGGAUGAGGUAUCUUGGAAUGUACUGAUUGCAGGAUAUGUGCACAAUGGACAAGCAAAAGAAGCUGUAAUACCCGGCUCGUUCAGACAUCGGAAUUCUUACCGUCCGGAGGAAUUCGAGGUUGUCGGAGCCUUCCCUAAGGGUAAAACAAAGGUUUUAAGAUGGUUUCAGAGGGUAUUUUUGGGGUCAUGGAAUGUGAUGCUCACAGGGUAUGCAGUUCAUGGGCAAGGGCGCCGUGCUAUUCAACUUUUCUCGCUUAUGCAAAAGAUUCAUGUCAGUGUUGAUUCUUUAUCCUUCCUCAGUGUGUUGUCUGCUUGUAGACAUGCAGGUUUAAUAGAUGAAGGUAGGACCAUAUUUGAUUCCAUGCACAAAAAGCACCAUCUUGAACCAGGUUUGGAACAUUAUACUUGUAUGGUGGAUCUGUUAGGUCGGGCUGGAUUAUUUGAUGAAAUUUUGCAUUUAAUCGAGGCCAUGCCAUUGGAACCUGAUGCCAGAGUGUGGGGUUCCCUACUGGGUGCUUGUAAAAUGCAUUCCAAUGUCCUGUUAGCGGAAUAUGCACUAGAUCAUCUUGUUAAGCUUGAGCCCAAGAAUCCAAUCCAUCAUGUGGUUUUAUCAAAUAUCUAUGCUAAAUCUGCAAGGUGGGGUGAUGCAGGUGAGACGAGAUCAAAGAUGAUCAAGUCAGGGUUAAGGAAAAGCCCAGGAUGGAGUUGGGUGUGAGAAAGUGCGCAGGUAUAAGGUGUACUUGCAUUUGGAUUGGGGAGACAGCGGCUACUGACAAGUAAAGAAUAUGGCUUUAUUCUGAAACAUUUAUUUUAAGUGGACUGGAAAAGAAUAUAUGUUUCCUGACAGGACUGGUUUGCUACAGGAUGUGGAGGAGAGAACUGUUGCUUUUAAAGCAUGGCUGAUAUUAGCAAUAGUUUUUGCUCUUCUGAAGCCCAGAUGAUUGUCUAGAAGCAUAAGAAAUUCUAAAUUUUCACAGAUCGCUGUGCUGCCAGACAUAUCCUUACGGAAAUACCAAAGCUGCAUGAUGAAAACUCGUUGUUUGAGGAACUGCUAUUUACUCAUUCCUUCAUUCUGUCAUACCUUUGCUUGUGCAGUUAUUGUUGGUGGCAAUAUGAAGAAGAACAAGCAUUCCUUUCCUUGUAAAUUUGAAAGCAGUGGACAAAAUAAGCUAGCUGCUGUGUGGAGUAUUCAUCUUUAGCACACAAGAAGCUCCCUCGAUGAAGAUUUGACUGUUAUAGUUACAUGAUAUAUUAGCCUGAGAUCCACAAUGGAUGGACCGUGAGCCAGGAAAAGAAUAUAAACUUGCAAUAAAACGUCCUACAGUGGCAAGAACAUAUUGAUCGAGGCCUAUCAAUGAUCAUUACAUUGCUUGGACUAAUUAUCAUUGCAUUAUAUUGGAAGAUAUCUUAUAUGUUAUUCUUUUGAGAAGGUUGGAAUGAUUUUUCUGGAAAGAUGAAAGAUUAAAAGCCAGCCUACAAGUUAUAGCAUUGGAAAAUUCUUGUAUGCAUCCAGAUACCUUUCAGAAAUUGACACUCUGCGUGGACCUCAAAUGAUAAUGAGCGAUGGAACCACCAUGGUCACAGAGGUGGUUUCAGAAGAUGACUCCCAUAUUUGUCUCUAUGUACUGCUUCAGGACAUGCUUAAGGUUGGAGACGUGGUUGUCGGUUCGAAAGGGAAUGGAGUUUCAAAGGAUGUUCUUCUUCCUGUUAGAUGAUAGUAGUUAGUAAAAAGUCAUCAAAUCCCAUAUCUAAAAUUUAUAAGAAACAAUGUGUUUAAGCCUUAAAUGACCAAAUCAAUUAAAUUUGGUCGAUGAAAAAUUUUUGGCCAAAGAUGAGCCGUUCUAAGAAUUAAAAAUAAAAUUUUUAAGUUCUUAAAUUUAUAGUUGAAUUGUACAGAUACAAAUGUUCAAAGACCAAAAGUGGCAACUACUAUCUAGUAGUUGUUUUGUAAUAACCAUGUCUUAAAGAAGAGACUAUAAAUACUUUGCAAACAAA
Messenger RNA from Manihot esculenta (cassava), 3954 nucleotides. RefSeq names its product pentatricopeptide repeat-containing protein At2g39620. Gene Ontology annotation, biological process: RNA modification. NCBI's taxonomy places the organism in Eukaryota, Viridiplantae, Streptophyta, Magnoliopsida, Malpighiales, Euphorbiaceae. Gene Ontology annotation, molecular function: RNA binding; protein binding. The record is from RefSeq and is a predicted model, not a curated record. The coding region runs from base 74 to 2674 and encodes 866 amino acids. The transcript is spliced from 4 exons.